Molecule: messenger RNA, 3289 nt
Organism: Rhea pennata
Lineage: Eukaryota; Metazoa; Chordata; Aves; Rheiformes; Rheidae
Gene: UBE2U
Product: ubiquitin conjugating enzyme E2 U
Exons: 10
Coding region: 33-1004 (323 amino acids)
Biological process (GO): proteasome-mediated ubiquitin-dependent protein catabolic process; DNA repair; protein polyubiquitination
Cellular component (GO): HULC complex
Molecular function (GO): ubiquitin conjugating enzyme activity
Source: RefSeq, a predicted model, not a curated record
GGCCGGAUAGGACCAGACCGGGCCGCGCCGCCAUGUGCUGCCGGGCCCGGCGGCUCCUGGGACGGGAGUAUCGGGAGCACCGAGCUGCCCGCCUCUUCGGCAUUUUUGCCAGGCCUGUAAAUGAUAACUUCCUGGAGUGGUUAGCUGAAGUCCAAGGCCUCAAGGAUUCACUCUGGGAAGGGGCUGUUCUUCAGCUGUCACUGACGUAUAGUGAAAAGUACAAUGAUGUCCCUCCAACUGUUAAGUUCAACACCAUUCCCUUCCAUCCCAACGUGGAUCAGUACUCUGGGAGGCCGUGUAUAGACUUCCUUGACAACCCUGAGCAGUGGAAAGAAACGUUAACAAUAAGUAACAUUUUACUUGCUAUUCAGGUGAUGCUUUCAAAUCCGGUAACAGAAAAUGCAGUGAACAUGGAAGCAGCAGAAAUGCUGAAAAACAAUAUGCCUCUGUAUAGGCAAAUGGUUAUGCAGUGUGUUAGAAACAGCCUGCAUCCCGAAGAACUUACUCGUACAGAGAAAGAUUGUGUUUCUUCUUUGAAGUUUUACCAGCCAGCUGAAGGAUCUUCUCUGGGUUCUGCCAGAGGGAUUAGAAGAAUUUCAUUUGAAGAUUACCACAGGACGUGGUCUACAAUAGCUACAUCAAAAGCAGGAAAUCAUUUUAAAGACUCAUUUUUUGAAGAUCUAGAAUUCGUAGGGAACUACAGUGGCUGGAAAGCAAAAAACGAGAAAGGAACAGAAGACUGGGGUGAGGAUAGAUGCACUGCCAUCAUCUCUCAGCUCAUCAGAAAGCAAAGGAAACAGACACCUGCAAGACUGUCUGAAUUGAGCAAGAUUGAGUUACAAAACUACCAGUUUUGCCAGUCUCCAGAUGUGCCUGAUGUCCCAUCAGAAAGGCAAACAGUGGAUGAAGAUGAACAUGACAACCAAGAAGAACUAUGGGAGAAUGAAGUCGACAGUCUAGUAGCUUGGACUAACACUCUGUCUAACAAAAGAUUAGAGGAUUAAAUCAGAGAAAUUGUAUAUAUAGAUAAACAAGUACUAUAUAUAUUUUUUUCAAGUCUAAGAAUUUUUAUACUAUCCCUACCAGGCAAAUCUUUAGUUGUGACUUGGUCUUUUUGGCUUGGCACUAUUGGUUUCAGCUAGCUGGUGAGUAGGAAUGGAACAAGAAUCUCUUUUGCCUGUGCAACCAUGGCUUUUUAUCAGUAUUUGUGCCUCCCUAUUGCCCUUGGUGGUUUGUUGCUGUGUAAUUUUUUGGAUCUUACUACUUAAAUAGCUUGCUGGUUUUAGGUAUUCUAACCUCUGCAGGGCCUACAGCAAUGACAAGGUAUAGCAACAACUAUGAAGAAGCAAGUAGCUUUGACUGCAUGGGAGAAAAGAUCUCUUGAAUGAGAGGAUGCUAUUGCAUUUAUCAGACUAUGGUUAUGUUCAGAAUCUAAAUCCAACAAUGAUAAUUUUUCACUCCAACCUUAGAUCAGAUCUUGGGUUCUUUUGGCAAUAAGACAGUAUUCACUUACAUUACUGAAUAUGAAAUGCGUGGAUGUGGCAUUUCACCUAAAAGAACUUUAUAUGUCUCUUAACUCUUCCUGGCUUAUCCAUUGUAGCCAGCACUGAGUAAUUCCCACGGCUGUGUUGAGACAUAUGAAAAGGUCAAAUGACACAUAGGUAGACAGGCUAGUAAAGAUUCAUAUGACCUGGAUCCAGACUCAGGUUUCAAGAGCUAGCCUGAUACUCUCAUUAGCUAAACAAAAGGCAUGCUGUCAUAAAGACUGUGGAAUCGCAUUCACAGAAGGUCUUUGAGAAUACAAAAGAAAUAUGUUUUUACAAUCUUCAAGUCACUGCCUCUUUAACACAUCUACACACUAUCUCAGGAGAGAUGUAAGUGUGUUUUAAUACUUGCACACUGUUUCCUUGGCGGGGGGGAACAAACUUGUAGGACUGAAGCGUAACUGUGAAAGAGGCAAGUACUAGGAAUCGAUUAGAAAUGUCUGCUGUGUGAUUGAACUUUAAGAAUAUUUGUUGUCUGAAUAUUUAGAGAUAAAAAGAUAUGAAUGUCAGACCUCUGAAACCUGUACUCUAGCUAAUAUAGUAGACAGAGUAGCUGUUAGGAUGCGAGCCUGCUCCAGGGUGUGCUUUAUGUGGAUGGAGUGCUGAUGGAGUGCUAGCUUGGAUCAUGGGAAACCCAUAUGAAAUGGCUUUGUAACAGCAGAUAUGUUAUGAUUUUAUGAGUCACAAGCCUCUCUGUGCCUCAGCUUCCCACUGUAGGAGUAAUCUUUUCCUCAAAAUGGUCCUGAAGAAUAAAAACAUUGAAAACUGUGAGGCACAUACGUACUGCAGUGCUUGCAAGAGUUUUUUUUUUAAAAAAAGGAGCCCAGGGCUGAAAGAUAGGUAAUCUGUCCCCUGUCCACAACUGUGUUUCUAUGACAUGGCCAUGGACAAGUCAUUUCACCUUUCUGAGAUUUCCUUCUCGUUGACCUGUCUUAUCUACAAGGGUGGUGUGUUCUUCAGAACAAGAUUUGCUUCCGUGAUGUGCUUAAAUGUUCAUAGCCAAUCUGGUCAUCCUCUGAAAACACUGUACUAUUUCCAGAGCAAAGCAGGAUCUUUGGAACUUACCAAUAAACUCAGUUUUCAAAGAAAAUCCUUAUAUUAGCCUUGUAAUGCAUGAAAAUUUGUUGUCUUGUAUGUUUUACGUACACAUACAUGUUUACCUCUGUUGAAAUCUGAGAUUUGCUUAAUUUGAGGAAAGAGUUUAACUAGGAGUUUGGUACAAAGAUACAAAGGCACAAAGAUACAUUAUGCAUAGACUUACACAUUUACAUCUGGAAAAAUUAAUAAACUUUCAUGGUGCAAAAUUGCUACUCGUGAUCAGCAGGCGCAGAACACAAAAUGAGUCUGAGUAGGUACUAGCUCUGCUAGACUGAUCUCUAAAGGAAGGAUGGUUAACUCUACCAUGUCCUUGCAGGUGUCUUUCUGGAAGCUGAUUGCAGCCUUGAAUGCAAGGGAUAUAUAAUGAAGGGAAAACAUAGCUUGCGUUGCAGUCUGUGGAUGCAGAUGAUAUCAGUUUAAUCCUGUUGAACAUGUGUGGAAAAUGAUCUCCUGCUGCAGACGCUUUGUAUCUUUUCUAAUGGAAAUCCAGCUCCAGAUUUUCCCACAUACAGAGUAAAUGGGACCUGCACUGCCAUCCUUUAAAUUUCACACCUCUUUAUGGCCUCUUAUCUGUGACCUUUGCUUCCUAGAAGUAUUAUAGGCAGAGUGUAGCUCAGGUGGUGUGUGUCUGCUAUGCGAAAUAAGAG